Molecule: messenger RNA, 327 nt
Organism: Macrosiphum euphorbiae (potato aphid)
Lineage: Eukaryota; Metazoa; Arthropoda; Insecta; Hemiptera; Aphididae
Source: the annotation of a GenBank genome assembly
AUGGAUAUCAAGACACAACCGCCCGAACCCAGAGGCGCCACCGGUCGUCGACCGUCUAGUCCGACGGGCUCUCGGAUCACUUCCUUCCGGUUUCGAAAAAUCACGUUAUAUCGGACUCUCCUCUACUCGCCGUGGACAAUGAAACGUAGUGUAAACUUCAGAUAUACUCUACAUCGUAUAAGAGGAACAUGUACACGUCAUUUAAAAUUUCCGGAUCCAGCAUGGGUCGAGACGGGUAAUAAUUGUUCAGUGAGUAUACGCCAUUAUGUGAUAAUGAUACACUAUGUGUAUGCGGAUUUCGAGAAUUCAUCUUUGUCAUUUUUGUAA